Schizosaccharomyces japonicus yFS275 is the source of this 2039-nucleotide messenger RNA. RefSeq names its product phosphoprotein phosphatase. Gene Ontology annotation, biological process: GPI anchor biosynthetic process. Gene Ontology annotation, cellular component: membrane. NCBI's taxonomy places the organism in Eukaryota, Fungi, Ascomycota, Schizosaccharomycetes, Schizosaccharomycetales, Schizosaccharomycetaceae. The record is from RefSeq and is a predicted model, not a curated record. The coding region runs from base 333 to 1628 and encodes 431 amino acids. The transcript has a single exon. Gene Ontology annotation, molecular function: hydrolase activity.
GACCCGUUUUUUACGAUUCUACGCCGCACCAGCGGCAGAAAACUGAUGCUAGGUUAGCUUUGCAUGUGUUCAGGACUGGCUAUUACUGGACAAACUCGUCCUUCGCGUUGGUUUUUUACAUUCUUUACCCUUUUUACUGUAUCUGUCAUAAAUAAGCGUUUUCUAGUCUCGUGAAGGAUACAGCAGCUAACAGUUGGAUCGUUUUUACAGCGUAUGCAAAAACUAGCCCUUGUUUAUAUCUAAUUUUCGCGACUACUUCGCGUUUGAUAAUUAUUGUCUUUUUACAGACUCCUUUUUGUUAUUUUUAGUACCUUUUCUUCUUAAUACUUGAGAUGUGGUUCUCAAUGUUCUCACGGAGACCAGCUUUGACGCCAGGCUCCGUUUUAAUGGUGCUAAAAUUUGUCGUAUUCAUUUUCAUACUCGGAUCCGUUGCAUAUCAUUUGUUUCCUCUCUUCUACGGAAUUACCGACCGCAUACAUCGGCGAGCAGAUGACACAUUCGUUCUUAUGGCCGUCGCAGACCCCCAAAUCGAAGGCAAUCACAAGGUAGAGAGCCAUAACUUUAUUAAGGGAAAGUUCGACUUGUGGGGGAACGACCAGUUUCUGCGGCAUUUGGUUUCAACAUGCAAGUUCUGGGGCAAGCCUGAUGCAGUCGUUACACUCGGCGACCUGGUGAGCUUCCAGUAUCUGGACGACAAGGAGGCGGCUGAUCGGAGUCGGCGUCUUCAACGCAUCUUUGGUAUUGACAACGAGUCCAUGCACUCUCCCGACCACAAGCCACCCCUGCUAAGCAUUGCAGGCAACCAUGACAUUGGUUAUGGUCGAGAGUUGCAUCCUAGGAAGCUAGAGCAGUGGGAGAAGUUUUACGGCCCACUCAAUUGGGUUUGGCAUGGCCGCACACGAGCAGGUACGAAGUUUCGCAUCCUCGGUCUCAACAGCCAGGCACUGGACGAUGUUGCAUGGGACGAGGUGAUGGAGGGAACCGAGUCUGUUGACACCGGUGACGAUCCGUUGCACUCGACAACCAACACACUCAACACAGCCGUGCUCUCGUUCCAGCCGCUUUCUGACGCUGCACGAGAAACCUGGGACUUUGUUUUGCGUGCAGCAACUACCGAUACCGAUGUUGCCACGAUCCUCGUCACUCACAUUCCCCUGUACAAACCGGACGGGGUGUGUGUUGAUGCACCGCUCGUACAAAGAGACUUCAACGGUCGCAUUGUGACGCAGAAUCAUCUUUCCCAGACCACCACGCGCCAUCUACUACGUCUGUUUCCCAAUUUGAUGACUGUAUUGUCCGGCCACGAUCACUGUGGGUGCGAAUACAAGCAUGUCAACGACCAGGGCGUCGUCAUUCCUGAACACACCCUUCCAAGUGUUAUGGGAUACUUUGGUGGCAACAUCGGUUUCCUUCGUUUGUCGUCUGAGUUUGUUCAUAACGACCAGCACAGGGUGCCUCAGACUCGCCUCGACCUUGUGACCGCUGGUCCUUCGCACCUGUGGUGGGCCCUGAUCUUCGGGACCACUAUGAUGCUCAGGGCAUGCGUCCUGGGGAAGCUUGUUGAAUUCUUUGUCAAUUUCCGCCGCCGCUUUCGCCCAGAAACCGAAACAGAGAAGGACCUGCACUGAGAGUGCACUGCAACGAUCAAUGAAACCUCGUUAUUUAUUUUACCGCGAACCACAACAGAUUGCGUUAUACUUGCUUACGCGGAUGACGCAAGCUUUCGCUAAUUGCUUUUUCCGCAGUGCUGCGGGCUAUGAAUCUCUCCAUUCGGACACGGGAAGAGUUGGCUGGUACUGACUUCUUUGAGUUUAUUGUUACACGUCAUAGCUCGGCACGAUCGGCGUCUACCAGCUGCUCCUCACUGGGGUAAUCGCGACUUACUAUAAGAGGCCCCUGUUCCUCCCGUCGCAAACCCCAACCUUCUUUCGCGUCUGUAAUCUCGAGCUGUGCGCGUCUCAAUACAAGACACUUUACGUGGACAAAUUUUAUCAUUGAAGCUCUUUAAAGAGUUGCUGGGAUUUUUUAUUUUUAAAAAA